AUGACACCUACAUUAGGAAGAUUUGAAAAUACAUUUAAUGUUGACUUAGAAAAUGAACUAGUGAGACACCUUAAGGAUUUGGAUAAUCGUUUUUUACCAGUCAACAAAAAGGAAUUUUUAACGUUAGCAUAUGAUCUUGCUGAGCAUUUCAAAUUACAGCAUCAAUUUAGUAAAACAAAAAAGACAGCAGGAAAUAAAUUUUAUUGUGGGUUUAUUAACCGGCAUCCAGAAUUUUCGUUGCGUUCUGCCCAAUCAACUAACCUUCAGAGAGCGCAAGGAUUUAACAAGAAACAAGUUGAGGCCUUUUUUGAGAAGCUGGAGAACCUGAUGGAGAAAUAUUCGUUUUCCCCAAGUAGGAUUUUUAACUGCGAUGAAACCGGCGUAUCUGUGGUACAUUCUAACGCACUGAAAGUUUUGUCAUAA
Sitophilus oryzae (rice weevil) is the source of this 423-nucleotide messenger RNA. RefSeq lists its product as uncharacterized. The record is from RefSeq and is a predicted model, not a curated record. Lineage: Eukaryota; Metazoa; Arthropoda; Insecta; Coleoptera; Curculionidae. The transcript has a single exon. The coding region runs from base 1 to 423 and encodes 140 amino acids.